This is a messenger RNA of Sarcophilus harrisii (Tasmanian devil), 9799 nucleotides long. RefSeq names its product remodeling and spacing factor 1 (gene RSF1). Gene Ontology annotation, biological process: regulation of DNA-templated transcription. NCBI's taxonomy places the organism in Eukaryota, Metazoa, Chordata, Mammalia, Dasyuromorphia, Dasyuridae. The record is from RefSeq and is a predicted model, not a curated record. Gene Ontology annotation, cellular component: RSF complex. The transcript is spliced from 16 exons. The coding region runs from base 55 to 4332 and encodes 1425 amino acids.
GGCCUCCCCCCCUCUAUCUCUCUCCACUCCUCCUCCUCCAUCCUCCAGUCCAAGAUGGCGGCGGCAGCGGCGGCGACGGCUCCUCCGGGCUGCCCCGGUUCGUGCCCCAACUUCGCCGUGGUCUGCUCCUUUCUGGAGCGCUACGGACCGCUGCUGGACCUGCCCGAGUUGCCCUUCCCGGAGCUGGAGCGGGUGCUGCAGGCUCCCACGCCCGACGCCGGCGACAGCGAGGUACCAAAAGAAUUGGUGGAGCUCCAUUUGAAACUGAUGAGGAAGAUUGGUAAAUCUGUAACAGCAGACAGAUGGGAAAAAUAUUUGAUCAAGAUGUGUCAAGAGUUCAAUAGCACUUGGGCAUGGGAGAUGGAGAAGAAGGGCUAUCUUGAAAUGAGUGUCGAAUGCAAAUUGGGACUUUUAAAGUAUCUCUGUGAAUGUCAGUUUGAUGACAAUCUGAAAUUUAAGAACAUUAUUAAUGAGGAGGAUGCUGAUGCCAUGCGCCUCCAGCCAAUUGGCCGAGACAAAGAUGGUCUUAUGUAUUGGUACCAGCUGGAUCAAGAUCAUAAUGUCAGAAUGUAUAUAGAAGAGCAAGAUGAUCAAGAUGGGUCGUCAUGGAAAUGUAUUGUCAGAAAUAGAAAUGAACUGGCUGAGACUCUGGAACUUCUGAAAGCUCAAAUAGAUCCUGCCCUUUUGAAAAACUCUAGCCAACAAGAUGCCUCUUCCCGAGAAAGCCCCAGCAUAGAGGAAGAAGAAAUAAAAAAAGAUGGAGAAACAACUAAACAAGAAGAGGAAUUAAAAUCGAAAGAUGAGAAGGUGAAAGUGGAGGAAGUAGCAAAAGAAUCUGUAAAUCUUCCUGUACCCACCAUUCUGGAAGAGAAUCCUUUAAAAACUGAGAAACUAGAAGAAAAGGAACUUGUGAAAACACCAGUCAUAGUGAAGUUAGAGAAAACUUCACUAGAGAGUGAAGAGAAAAAGAUCCCCAAAGAGGAAAGUGAUUCCUUCAAGGAGAAUGUUAAACCUAUUAAAGUGGAGGUAAAGGAAUGCAAAGUGGAACCAAAAGAUGUUAAAAGUAGCACAGAGAAAAUGACUAUUCAUGAACCUGAGCGAUUAGAGAUUGGCAUUAAACCUGCUCCAGAAAGUAUGGAGAAAUCAUCCGAAGAAACUGAAAAAUUAAAAAAUGACCAGCAAGCAAAGAUACCCUUGAAAAAACGUGAAAUUAAAUUGACUGAUGAUUUUGACAGCCCAGUCAAGGGACCUUUGUGUAAAUCUGUGACUCCAACAAAAGAUGCAUUGAAAGAAGAGGUGAAACCUGAGGAGGAGAUUUGUAAGCGAAUUCCUACAAUCAUGGCUUUGUGUCCUGAGGGGAAACAACUUGUCAAUGGAGAAGUUAGUGGUGAAAAAAAUCCUCCAAGGAAUAAGACAGAACAACUGGAAACCAAGCUCUAUAGUUUAAAGGAAGGGGGUAGUCAUCCAUCUAAGGAGAAAAAUGGCUUGGUGGUAGACAAUGGGGCAGAGUCCUUGAUGGCUCUAAAUAAAAGCACGAAAACAAAUGAAUCUGGGAAAGAUGAAGAGGGUCUUACUCAGAGAGGACAAGGACAGGAAGAACCUGAUCCUCCAGAAAUAGAAAAGGCUCUUGAGGACACUUCCGAGAUAGCAGAAGAUCUUUCAUUGAAAACAGCUUUUUCUACCACUGAAGCCUGUGCCAAGAAAGUUGAAGAGAAGUCCUCAGUGAAAAAUAAGAAGGACAAACGGCCUCCACUCCUAGAAUGUCUAGAAAAGUUAGAGAAGUCUAAGAAGACUAUUCUUGAGAAGGACACAUCAAAACUGAGUCCCAUACCUGAAGAGAUGGCAAAGAGCACUGUAGAACCAGAAAAGACACCAUGCUCUCCAGAGGCAGCAGAAAUCUCCCUACCUUCUGUAAAUCUUGAUUUUCCAGAGAAGACAGCCUCUGAAAAGGAUGGGUUAGAUAACAAAAAUACAAAACCUAGUAAUGAAGACCUUCCCCUGGAGAAAACAGAUCCUGAGGUCCUCAAGGAAGAAGUAGAACUUGCCAAGACAUUAGACAGUAGCCAAUCUUCUAAAAUAGAAGAUCCUUCAGAGACCAAGAAGGGUUCUACCAUACAGAAAAGUAAAUUUAAGUACAAAUUAGUUCCCGAGGAAGAAACCCCUGAAACAGAAAAUAAGGAAAUAACAUCUGAAAGGCAGAAAGAAGGCAUCAAAUUAACAAUCAGGAUCUCUAGCAGGAAGAAAAAGCCAGACUGUCCUCCAAAGGUUCUGGAUACAGAAGUAAAGGAAGAGACAGGAAAGGAAGAAGAGAAAAUAACUCCUGGUAGAACUUUAAGAAGGUCACCAAGAAUAUCUAGACCCACUGCAAAAGUGGCUGAGAUAAGAGAUCAAAAGGCUGAUAAAAAACGGGAGGAGGAAGAGAAAGCAGAAGACUCAGCAUCUGUCCAAAAACAGGACAAAAAGGAGAGUUCAAGGAAGCCUGAUAAGGAUGCUAAUUCUAAAGGCAACAAGAUGAAAUCCAGGAAUAAAGUCCGGUGGACUGGUUCUCGAACUCGUGGUCGAUGGAAAUAUUCUAGCAAUGAUGAAAGUGAAGAAUCUGAGAGUGAAAAAUCAUCUGCAGAGUCAGAGGAGGAGGAAGAAAAAGAAACUGAGGAAGCUGUGCCAGCAGAUGAUGAUGAACCAUGCAAGAAAUGUGGCCUUCCCAAUCAUCCUGAACUAAUUCUUUUGUGUGACUCAUGUGACAGUGGAUACCAUACAGCUUGCCUUCGACCACCUUUGAUGAUAAUUCCUGAUGGAGAAUGGUUUUGUCCCCCUUGCCAACAUAAACUUCUCUGUGAGAAGCUAGAGGAGCAAUUGCAAGAUUUGGAUGUUGCCUUGAAAAAGAAGGAGCGUGCAGAACGAAGGAAAGAGCGAUUGGUAUAUGUGGGUAUCAGUAUUGAAAACAUCAUCCCUCCACAGGAACCAGAAUUAGCCGAUGAUCAUGAAGAAAAGAAGAAAGAUUCCAAAAAAUCCAAAACACACUUUCUUGAAAGGAGGUCAACAAGAACAAGGAAGUGCAUAAGUUAUAGAUUUGAUGAAUUUGAUGAGGCAAUUGAUGAAGCAAUUGAAGAUGAUAUUAAAGAAGCUGAUGGAGGGGGAAUUGGCAGGGGAAAAGAUAUUUCCACAAUUACAGGUCACCGAGGGAAAGAUAUCUCAACCAUUUUGGAAGAAGAAAGGAAAGAAAGCAAGCGGCCCCAGCGGGCAGCUGCUGCCCGACGGAAGAAACGGCGGCGGCUGAAUGAUCUUGACAGUGACAGCAAUCUGGAUGAAGAGGAGAGUGAGGAUGAAUUCAAGAUUAGUGAUGGAUCUCAAGAUGAGUUUGUUGUGUCAGAGGAAAACCCAGAUGAGAGUGAAGAGGAACAGCCUUCAAAUGAUGACAGUGACACAGAAUUCUGUGCCCGAAGACCCCGACGGCACCACUCCAAACCAAUGAGGCAGAGCAGGCGUCUGAGAAGAAAGACAUUGAAGAAAAAAUAUUCUGAUGAUGAUGAAGAUGAUGACUCUGAAGAAAAUAGUAGAGCAUCUGAGAGUGAUUAUAGUGAUUACAGUGAAGAUUACCUGGAAACUAGACGGAGAAGGUCAAGAAGAAACCAGAAAAGACAAGUCAACUAUAAAGAGGACUCAGAAAGUGAUGGUUCCCAGAAGAGCUUCAGAUAUGGGAAAGAAAUGAGACGAGUUCACAAACGCAGGCUUUCCAGCUCAGAUAGUGAAGAGAGCUACAUGUCCAAGAAUUCUGAUGAUGAUGAUGAGCCAGCUAAAGAAUCCCAGCGAUCGCUCCGGAAGCGAGGUCGAAAUGCAAAUGACUGUUCAGAAGUGGAAGCAGAGGAGGAGGAGGACGAAGAGGAGGGUCGACCUGCCCGAAAACGACUGCAUCGAAUUGAGACAGAUGAGGAGGAAAAUGGGGAGAAUGCUGAUGGUAAUGUGGAGCAGCGUGCAGCGGCCAGCAAGCACUCAGUAUCCCAUGGGCAGCAUGAUCAUGCCAGGAAGCCCUAUAGGAUAGACAGUGAUGAGGAAGAGGACUUUGAAAACGUUGGGAAAGUAGAAAGCCCAUUGGACUAUAGCUUAGUGGACUUGCCCUCUGCCAAUGGACAGAGCCCUGGCAAGGCUAUUGAAAACUUAAUUGGCAAACCAUCUGAAAAACCUCAAGCCCCUAAGGACAGCACAGCCAAUGCCAGCCUUGCACCCAAUGGAACAGGUGGUGGGCAGGAGGCCGGAGCACCAGAAGAAGAAGAGGAUGAACUUUUAAGAGUGACUGACCUUGUUGAUUAUGUCUGUAACAGUGAACAGUUAUAAGACUUUUUUUCCAUUUUUGUGCUAAUUUAUUCCACGGUAGCUCUCACACCAGCGGGCCAGUUAUUAAAAGCUGUUUUAUUUUUCCUAGAAAACUCCACUACAGGAUCACUUUUUAGAAGCAAAAAUUUCACCAGUCCCUGCAGUCUUUCUGUGAAGUGACCAGUUUUGAACUUUGAAGAUAAAUAAUCGCUGUAAAUUCCCUUUGAUGGUUUUUUUUGUUUUUGUUUUUUUGUUUUUUUGUUUUUGUCUUUUUUCCCCUAAGUUCAUGGUCCUUGGUAAUUUCAUUCAUGGGAAAUACACUCUCUCUCACACACACACACACACACACACACACACACACACACACACAUGCACACACACAGACAGACACAUUCUAAUAACAAGAUUUGUAUAUUUUUGACUUUAUGGUUCCUGAGUUCUCCUGACUUUGUGAUAAAGAAUAAAUAAGAAUGCAUUCCAAAUCUGUCAGGGCCCAAAAUGGAAUUUGGGGGGGGGUGGGAGAAAGCACUUGUGCUUUACUGUUUUCAUAUUAAAUAUAUAUAUAUAUAUAUACAUAUAUAUCAUAUUUAAACAUUCAUAACAGAUUACGAUUAACAGACAGUUUAAAGGUACAUGUCUGUAUUAUUGCAUUUUGUGAAUUGUAGAUAACAUCAUACCAUAGCUCAUUUAGUAACAGCCUUCAUGAAAUCAACUUGUUUAAUACUGGAGAUAACCAUACUUAAUGAAAAGGAGACCAAGAAAGUACUAUUAGUAAGAGCUCUAAUUUAAGUAACUGUUAAAAUGGAGGUUGUUUUUUUUUUCUCAAUCAUCUGAAAAGCAUUUGUACCAUGAAACAUAGGAUAAUGAAGCUUGGACAGCCAAAUUGUGCUAGCAGCAAAUUUUGUGAAAUGGCUUUAAGCAUAUUUGAUCAGAUCAUCCCUACUGUACCAUGUCUUGAUGGCAAAUAUUAGUAUGAUUGUACUUAUUUGGUCAUUAUGACAAAAGAGAUAGUGUAACCAUUACAGAUAGCAUAAGUAUUAUUUUAACAGCUGACCACUUAAUGUUGAAAUAUUUGAAAAGUCAUUUUGAAAUAUAUGUAUCUAUAUAAAUAUAGAUAUCUGCAUAUACCAUACAUCAAGAGAUGUUGCGCUGACAAUGGGAUUUUAGCACAUUUGAUGAUGGGAGUGGGUUUUCAGGUGACUCCAAACCAAUCUAUUCUUGCCCUUAGUAUCUACUUCAAAUUGAAGUCUACAAACCAAGCAGUUCCUUUGGAAGGUUUUUAGUUUGCGUUUGUGUGUGUAUGUGUACAUGUGUGUGUGUGUUUGUGUGUAUGUUUGUGAGAGAAAGUAUGUGGGGGGGGGGGUAUGUAUGUGCACAUGCUUUGGGAUUUUCUGCCUGGAUAUAUUAGCAGAUUUUAAAUGUCGUUUUUGCCUUUGGCCAUUAGAACUUUAUUCAAAUUUAUAAUGCUCACAUGACCAAUCUGAAGAAGAAAAGCAACCAGUGUAUCUCUUAAGUUUAUGUGCAUAACAUCCACUUACAUGCUUUGACACUCUCAAGACGAAUUGAUGGCUGUCAUUUUAAGCAGGGAGAUGAGGAAUCGGACAAUUGAGCACCCCGGUCACUUUAACCAUGGUCCUCCUUUUAGCCUCAGUGUCAUCCUGUGAAUGUUUGAGUAGGAUUCCUAACAUUUGGACAAAGUAUAGCCUUUAUGAUGAACCUUCCAUGUGUCCAUUUGAAAACAGAGAUGGUCACUUCUGGUCAGCCUUUUUUUUUUUCCUCUCGAGGGAUUAAUUUUUUUUUUUUUUUUCCUGUCCAUUGCUGGCAAUGGAUGCAUGUUACCUGCUAAUGGCACCAAGGGGUCACAUCUUGUCUCCUCUCCAAAUUAAGCCUUUUGUGUGCUAGUCAAUCCAUAAUUAAGCACUUCUUUUUUUUUUUUUUUUUUUUUAAUUUUUUAAAAAAAAUUUUUAAAGCUGGCACUAGAACUACAUAUAAAUACCUCUCUAGAAAACUUUGCCUGCCUUCCCUUUGUAUCCCUCCCCAAUUUAAUCUGCAGACUUAACUUUUGGCCUUGAAAGUUUAUAGCUGUUUGUUUGUUGGGUUUUUUUUUUUUUUUGACUGAUGUUGGUUCUUUACUGUUUUAUUCUAUUUCAUUUAAGUUCUGUAGUUCACCUGUCCAUUAAUAUUUUUGUUGGAUUCUAGCAAUGUAUAUUUCGUCUGUUUUAAAAAUAAAAUAAAAUAAUCAAAGGCAGCCUAAAAUUAGGAUGCGCCAAUAGUAUGCUGUGUUAAGAAAGUUGUGGUUUUUAUUUUGAAGAGAAUGUCCCAUUUUAAGGGGGGAAAAUGAUUUGCUAAUUCAAGUCAGGCCACAAAAUGCCUUUACGAUUUGUGCAGUGUUUAAUUCAAAUUCUUUGUCUAUUCCUUAUAGUAAAUUGCAGAGAUUUAACAUUUUUGCUUCAUUUAAAACAAGUUGACAGAGAAAGGGUGCUUGCCAGCCCCAAUUUCAUUUUGUACCUGAGCAAAGAUAGCUACAACAUGCAAUUUCCCUUUUAUAAUAUGCCUUCUUCCUGCUUCUCACCCCAGAAACUUACCAGCCCCAGCCUCUACCUGAAACCUGCACUUUUACUUCAGGCACAUAAGUAGAAAAUGUUGCUAUUAUGGGAUUAAUAUAUUUUCAUUGCAUGCCUGAUGUACAGAAAUUCAGAAGGUUCUUUUUUAUUUCUCCAGUGCAGAAAGUUGCUGUGAAUUUUUAUAGUAGUAUGGCAGAUAGAUACUGAUUGUGGUACUAGCUUCUUGCAAGUUGCAAUUAGGCCACUUUGAUCAGCUGGUUAAUUAAGGUCCUUGAAUCUUUGCCUGUAUGCUAAGUGGCAUAACUAUUCCAGCCACAGCUGGUACAACUCUUCGGCCAAAGUCUAUCUAGCUAUCUAUAUAAUUAGAGCCACUGAUAACUUAAAAAUGUUGCUCUCUAGGUAGUCGUGAGUAUGUGCCCCAUAUAGCUGAUUGGCCCAGCUAAAAGCUGUAGCAGACCUACACUGGUUCUGCCCCUUGUUAAGCAUAUUCAAGCCUGAAUUUCUUGAUCUUCACAAAAGAAAUUUACCAUAGUGUGAAUUCUAAAUAUAUUUGUCAUAUAUGUGAAAAUAAUGACGGAAAUUCAAAUGCUUUCUCAAAAAUAUAAGAAAAUAAUUCGACUUACAUUGAGCAUUCCUUGACCAUCAUACAGCAAAGCUGCUUGCUUAUAUAUGGUAAACCCCCUUUUAUAAGAUCCAAAUUGGACUCUCCUCAUAUACAGUUUCAUUCCAUAACAAAUGUAUUAGAGGUUCUAAUGUGGUAUUCAUUUUAUUCAGCCAUAUUAAGUCAGAAUUUGGAGUAUUUAGUAACACAGUUUCAUUUCCUAUAAAAAUGUCUCCUUUUUUUUACUGGAUAAUUUAAAAUGAAAUUAUUUUGGUCAUGAAAAAGAAUAGAAAUUAUAGUUAAAUUACAUUUUGAUUUUGAAGAUUUUCUGCUGUUGGAAUAAUGUUCAAUUUAAUAUUUAUUGAUUCUAAUAUGUUAGUGUCAAUCCAAUGGCAAACACAACUAUUGGCCAAAUGGGAGUGCUUUUGGAUGAACUGCACAUUUUCCACAUGGUGUAACCUAGCCAAGAUUGCAGUCUUGAUAAGGAAAUAUGUAAAUAGUCAAAAGAUUUUAAAAUAUUUUGAAAGCCAUUGGAGACUCCUCAAAGUUUUUAAAUGAAAUAAUUGCAAAACAAUUUGUCUUGUUGUCUGAUUCUUAGUUGUCACAACCCAGCCCAUUUUGUUUAAGAACAUUUCGAAUUUGAUUGGUCACUUCAAUCUGUUUAUGAAGAAAACACAGGUCUAUGUAAGUAGAAUUAGUGGUACUGUUUUCAUCACAAGAGAAGAUUUUUAAAACCUGUUGCACAGAAGAGUUAAAAAUAGUGAUAUUCUUCUCAUGAUUUUUUAUUUACUCUUCACUAUGAAGAAGAAAAUGAAAUUAAAAGUAUAGAAACAUGAUAGACUUAGCUCCACUCUCAUAUGUCAUGGAUAAUGACAUAUCCAUGUCUCUGUGUUAUUUAUUCAAACUCAGUCUUUGUUUUCUUUGAACUUUUCUCAACUUUAAAAAUCUAAACUUUAGAGAAAUACUAUCUUAAAAAAAAUUGAUAAAUAAAUUCAUUCUUUGAACACCAUGUUUAAUUUGUCCCGUACACCCAUAUAUGAAGAAAAUAUUUCUUUUUACAGAAAACAAUACUUUUGUCAUUGGCCAUGAGACCAGAACAUAAUAGUGAUAUUCCUCCCCUUGAUCUGACAUCUCUAGAAAGUAAUGCUAUUCUCUAGUAGGCAAAGUUGCAUAGCAUUCUCUCUGGGUUACUGGCUUUGUGUCUGAGCAUCUCUAAGCUAGUCAUUAUUUAUCCUAACAGUCCAUCUCUUUUGUACUACAGUCACCCACCAUUCCCAAUGUUAAAAAUAAACAGUAUAAGAGUGGAGGAUGAGGUUUGUGGAUUUGCUUUGUUAUAGUAAUCCUGGAAACAAGUUUUAAACUUGUCAACCAGGAGUUUUAAAUGUGUCAACAAUGUGUAGAAUAGUCCAAUUGUUUUUAAGAACAUUUCCUUCCUCUUUGCCUUAAGUUAUCAUUAUCACUUCACGUUUAUUGAGUGCCAAUAAUUUGCUAGGUGCUGCCUUUCUCUCCCCCUCUCCUCCCCCUCCCAAGUAGAGAAAGAACAAAUUCUUGGGACAUAAUAGGUCUGCCAUCAGUCAUUACAGGCCAGAAAUUUUUCAUAGUGAGUUUUGUAUAAAUGACUCUUAUACAUUUGUAUAAAUGUACUGCCUUUUUGUUUUGUUUUGUUUUGUUUUACACCUCCCCACCCUUCCCGUUGCCAUGAGUUAAGCAUUAUAUAGAUUACCAUACAAUUAAAAAGCCAUUUUCAUAGACUUGAUUGUCUUAACCAUUUCAUUUUUGUGUAGUUCUUUGAAAAUAGUGACAUUGCUAAACACUACAAAAACAGUCCUGACACAUUUACAAUUUAAUGUGCAGAAAUAUUCUAAAUUAUAAUACCUGUAUGGGAUAUAUAAGUCUCCAUAUACCAGAUUUUUGGUGGAUAAACAAUUAUUUAUGAUUUCUGAAUAAGCUAUUUAGACUUUGGGGUAAGGACUUUAAAAAAAAAGAUGUUGAAUAGAAACUUUAAAUUCAUGUCACUUAACACAAUUUGGAAAAUAUGCUGAGGUUUUAGUCCUUUUUUGCCACUGGAUGAUGCGAGUUAAGAAUAGAAUUGUCAACUCCAAUUUUAUACUUCCUCUUAACUUUACUCAGUUUAUUGAGAAAUUUUAAUUUUAUUGUAAAAUGUGUUUUAAAAUCUGUAUUUAUUAAGUUCUGGUGGUAGAACAAUUAGCUGCAUGUUAGAAAUACAGCCAUCCAGAAAACCGUUGUUUGGAAAUUUAAGUAAACACUCAAGAGCUUCAGAAAUCGUUUAACUUAUUUUGUACGUUGCAAAAAAAAAAAAAAA